Drosophila guanche is the source of this 4112-nucleotide messenger RNA. RefSeq names its product ecdysone-induced protein 74EF (gene Eip74EF). Gene Ontology annotation, biological process: regulation of transcription by RNA polymerase II; cell differentiation. Lineage: Eukaryota; Metazoa; Arthropoda; Insecta; Diptera; Drosophilidae. Gene Ontology annotation, molecular function: DNA-binding transcription factor activity, RNA polymerase II-specific; sequence-specific DNA binding. The transcript has 6 exons. The record is from RefSeq and is a predicted model, not a curated record. Gene Ontology annotation, cellular component: nucleus. The coding region runs from base 544 to 3003 and encodes 819 amino acids.
UUUUGUGUGCCACAAAUCAAAAAGUUUUUACACAAAAUCAAAAAUCAAGUAUACGCCUAGUAAACGGAGAGAGGAGAAAGGAUAUUUCAAACAUUUUUUUGAGUGUGUUCUUGCGUCCACAAACAAAAACAAAUCACAUCAAAUUAAGACUAAAAACUAAGCAACAUUUAUAUCUACAAAUUGUUUUUGUAAAACCAAAAAUCAAAACCGUCUCAUAAAAAGUGCCUACAACGAAAUUUCCAAAAACAAAAUUAACAAAAAAUCUUAUGAAAAGCAGGAAAACGUUUUCCGAAAAGAGUGUGAUAGAAAAACGAAGGUGUUUUUAUUGUUUAAAAAUCAAAUAUCAAAUUAUCAAACAAAGAGAAGGCUUCCAGAGCGAAGCCAACAAAAGGAACAAACAUUUUCAAGGCAAGCCACGAGGAGACCCUGGACCUGGGCGCCGUCAAGAUUGAGCAGAAUUUUCGCGACUGGCAAGGGUAUUCAGGAAACGGCUACACGCUGGCAGUGAACAGCAUUUGCAGUGCAGGCUUUGCCCUAUCAGCGAUGCCCUUUAUCGACGAUGCACUGCUCUGGUGUCCGGAUAACGAUGGUCGUCUUGUCGGUGGCUUAGAUCUGGCAAACUGCAUAGCCGAUGAUUCGGCUGUGAAUGGAACGGAAGGCAUCAAUCCCACAAUUCAAUCGGCAGGCAAUCCCAACAAUCAACAGCAGACGGGCGUAGGAAUCGGAGUUGGAGUUGGCUGUGGAGUUGGAGUUGGAGUUGGCGGGGAACUGAAUGGAUCGGCGGCACGCAGCGUCAAUGUGGUGGUGGAGCCGCUAUGUGGCAGCGACUCAUCCGACGAGCUCUUCCGCAGCUUCACCGAGAGCAGCUUUGAGAUCGAGAGCCUGCUGUCCGAUUUGGCCACCGUAGAGGUGAAAGUCGAAAAUGAGGAGAACAACAAUAAUGUCAUCAGUGCCGCCGAUGUGGUGGACGACGAUGACUUUGCCAGCGUCGCCGCCGCCGUGGUGGCCGGUGACGAUCUGCUAGCCAAAGAGAAUGCCCAGCUGAGUGUCCAGGGACUGGUGGACUCGGUGGCCGCCAGUCUGGGUGGCGAUGGUGGCGACGCCAAUGGCCAGCAGGCGCUUCUGGCCUUCGGCUCCUCCAACUCGGCUGCGGCGGCGGCAGUGGCAGCUGCUGCAGCCGCUCUCUGCGGCGACCUGAUCAACAACAACAGCAAUGGAGGAGUAGGAGGAGGAGGCGGCGCCGUGGGUGGCGGUGGCGUUGCGGGCGGGGACUGCUCCACAAAGCUGGAGUACGCCCUGAUGGGCGGCCAGCCGCAUGCGGAGGAGCCGCGCUUCGUGACCAGCGCCGCAGCAAAUCCCCUGCUCGUGGAGAAGCUCAUGUCCAAGUGUCUGAACAUCGAGAAGCGGCUGGAUAAAAUGGGCGAUACCGAAAUUCCUAUUGUCAAACAAUCGACGAGUCCAGCACCACAACAGCAACAACAGCAGCAGCAGCAACAACACCAGCAACAGCAGCAACAGAUCCUGCAGCAGCAGCAGCAACACCAGCAGCAGCAGCAGCAGCACAACGGAAGCUCCUUUGCUGGAGCCACCACUCUGCUGCACAUUAAGACGGAGCAGAACCCGUUGCUCACGCCGCUCCAGCAGCAGCAGCAUAGCUUACAUGGUGGUGCAACGGGCGGUGGCACCAAUGGUGGUGGCAAUAACGGGAACAACAACAACAACAACAACAACAACAACAGUGCACACCAGCAGCAGCAACAACCACUGGCCAUACCGCACCGGCCCCUGCUGCACAAUCUGCUCAGCGGCGGCGCCAUCCACAAUCCACAUCACAGGAACUACACGACGGCCACAACAGGUUCAUUUCCGCCCAGUCCCGCGGAUAGCGGCGUGUCCGAUGUGGACAGCUCUAGUUCCGGCGGCCAGCCCUGCGCCGACGAGCUGAAGGCGCGCCUGGGCAUGCCCACUGCCACGUCAGCAUCGGCAGCGGCCGCAGCAGCAGCAGCCGCAGCGGCAGCGGCACACCUCCACACGGGCACCUUUCUGCAUCCGAAUUUAUACCAGAACAAUGCGGCGAAUUCGCUGAGGAACAUAUGGAAUCGCAGUGUUGGGGUGCCCGACAACUAUUAUGGCAGCAGUGGAGGCGGUAGCGGCGGUGGCGUCGGCAAUCCAGGAGCGCCCGGAGCUCCCCAGACCCCCAGCUACCUGACAACGUCCUACUUCAACGCACCGACGCAGCAGCAGCGCAGCUCUGGCGUCAACGGCUAUCAUUCCCUGCACCAGCAGCAGCAGCAGCAGCAGCAAACGCAGCAGCAUCAAUCCCAGCAGCAGCAGCAGCAGCAGCAGCAACAAGCGUACGCGCAGCAGCAGCAGCAGCAGCAUCCGCACUCGCAGCUGGCGCCUCCCUCGCAUCCACAUCCACACCAAGCGCAGCAGCAGCACACGCAUUCCAGCAUCGCCAAUGCAGCGGCGGCCUCCGUUGUGAGCAGCAGCAGCAGCGCGGUGGCAGCGGCCGCCAUGCUCAGCGCAAGUGCAGCGGCGGCGGCCGCGGCCGCCUCACAGAGCGUCAUCCAACCGGCGACGUCGAGCGUCAGCUAUGAUCUCUCCUACAUGCUGGAGCUGGGCGGCUUCCAGCAGCGGAAGGCGAAGAAGCCGCGCAAGCCGAAGCUGGAGAUGGGCGUGAAGCGGCGCAGCCGGGAGGGCUCCACCACCUACCUGUGGGAGUUCCUGCUGAAGCUGCUCCAGGAUCGCGAGUACUGUCCGCGCUUCAUCAAGUGGACGAACCGGGAGAAGGGUGUCUUCAAGCUGGUCGACUCGAAGGCGGUCUCCCGCCUCUGGGGCAUGCACAAGAACAAGCCGGACAUGAACUACGAGACGAUGGGCCGUGCCCUGCGCUACUACUACCAGCGCGGCAUCCUGGCGAAGGUGGAUGGCCAGCGGCUGGUCUACCAGUUUGUCGAUGUGCCCAAGGAUAUAGUCGAGAUCGACUGCAAUGGCGUGUGAGAGAGGAGAGGUGAGGAGAGGAGAGGCGGCUGUAAAUAGAUGUAAUCCGAGAUCGGUUCAGAUCGGAUCACUUUCAGAUCGAUGGCAAUAUGUUCUGGGGAACGUAAUAACCGUAAUAACCGGCUAGCGGCAAUAGUAGCAUUGGGAUCGAUCCGAUUGGGAUCGGAUCGGAUCGGGGCUACGCGAAGGAGGGAAGUGAUGGAUUUCCUUGUAUAUUGUAUGUGUUGAGUUUCUUCGUGGAAGAGUAUAAAUUACAUAGAUGAUAGUCCCAAAAAUAUACCCCAGAAUUAUAGAUGUACACCCUGUAGCCCUGGUCCACAGACACAGACCCAAGCACCCAGAAACAGACACACAGAGACCCUAUACAUAGGACCUGCAUUCAAACAUACAUAAAUAAUGAUCUAUUCAUUGGCGUUAGUGUUGUACUUGUAACUUUAACUUUAACUGUAGUUCUAACUGUACGAUUAAUUAAUGAAUAUUGUUAUUAUUGGUUAUUCUAUUAUUAUCACUAUUAUUAAUAUUAUGAUUAUUAUUAUUGCGGAUGGAAUGGACCGACUCUUACUGAUAUACGAUCGAUACGAGUACGAGUGGUGUAUAUGGGUACGUGGACGCAUAGCUGCAAGAAAUUCUCUAUCUCUAUCCAUCUAUAUGGCUCUGUAUAUGAGUAUAUUUUAUGUAUUGUAUCUGCCCCUAGCCUAAUAUCAACUUUCAACUGCCCCCCCCAGCCCCCGCUGCCCGAGGACAGGACAGGCACUGAUCGGGAUAUGGGAUGUACAUAUCUGUGUCCUCUGUGCUCUGUGCCUGUCCUUCGGCUAAUUGUUUUUGUUGCUUAUUUUAUAAAAAGAAGAAGGAAAGAAAUUUAUUAUUUCAUAGUUAUAGCUAUUUCUACGCGUAUGUAUAUUUAGGUUAUUUAUUUAAGUUUUUCUCCUUACCCCCUGCUUACCCACCAUUUAAAAUCCUACCACGCCACACUUCCUACUUCCUAACUGGAGCUACAGUAAACAAACCCUGCCCCGUCUGCACAAACUGGUGGUCUAUACUUUCUUGUAAUUAUUAUUUCAUAAGUUUCGUAUAAUUGUACACAAAAAACUCACAGCAAACAAAAAUAU